Messenger RNA from Ruditapes philippinarum (Manila clam), 1991 nucleotides. RefSeq names its product steroid 17-alpha-hydroxylase/17,20 lyase-like. The record is from RefSeq and is a predicted model, not a curated record. Gene Ontology annotation, molecular function: monooxygenase activity; oxidoreductase activity, acting on paired donors, with incorporation or reduction of molecular oxygen; heme binding. Bases 165 to 1673 code for a protein of 502 amino acids. The transcript is spliced from 11 exons. Lineage: Eukaryota; Metazoa; Mollusca; Bivalvia; Venerida; Veneridae.
GCAUUAAAUGGGCACAUGGUUUAAAGGGACUUUCGGAUGCCACGGACAAUUUGUUUGUUAAAAAUUUAUUAGAAUCUGCGUAACACUUAUUAUAAAGUGCACAUGCUGUGGGAUUUUCUGGUCCAGGUUUACAGAUUAUGAUAUACAACAUAUAGUCGUUUAACAUGAUACAAGAGUUCUCAUUGUCAGGAUCUAUCUGGACAACAUGUUUUGUUGCUAUAGUUACUGGUUUUGUUGUGUAUUGGAUGAAACAGAAAUGGAAAUACAAAUACCCGCCGGGACCUCUAGCAUUGCCGCUAAUUGGAAAUAUGUUGCAAAUUGACAGAAAGAAAAUGCAUGAACAAGCGUUUGAGUGGUCAAAGAAAUAUGGGCCACUCGUUACAGUUAGAUUAGGAACCUUUCAGUUGGUCUUUGUUAACUCAAUAGAUCCUGCGUUGGAGGUAUUGGUCAAGAAGUCAACAGACUUUGCUUCGAGAGUACUUACUCCAUCUAUUGGUAUUUUAUCUUACGGUGGGAAAGACAUUGGUUUUAGUAACUAUGGACCAACGUGGAAAUUACACAGAAAAAUUGCAUCGAAGGCUUUACGGAAAUAUAUGCAAGAAGACGCGUUAGAACACAGAAUAGUUGACGCUAUGAAGACGGCCUUUGUUGAAAUUGAUAAAAUUACCGGCCAGUUUGAUCCAGGACAGUACAUAAACUUUAUAAUUCUUAACAUUCUUACAGGUCUUUGCUUUGGCGGAAAGUACGAUUUCAAAGAUGAAGAGGUUAGCUAUAUAAUAAAAACCAAAGAUGAUGUAAACGAAAAGCUGGCAUUGAUGAUUUUGGAAGACUUUGUGCCUGUACUAACAUAUGUGUAUAAAUCGCAGGCCUUUAAAGAGUUGGAGGCUUCUGUUCAUCAAAUGAUCGAAGGUUUUAUACGGAGAAAAUUCAAGGAAGCAGAAUCUACGUUUAAGAAAGAUGACAUCCGACAUUUUGCGGACCAUUUGAUUCUUGCUCGUAUGGAGGCGGAAGAAGAGGAGGGUAAGGAUGAGCUCGUUGGACUUGAUGAAGAUCACCUUAUCCAAACCAUUGCUGACAUAUUUUAUGCUGGCACAGAUACAUCCCGAUUUACGCUACAGUAUGCCCUCUUAUACAUGGUGGCAUUUCCUGAUAUACAAGAAAAGGUUCAAGAGGAGAUAGAUAACGUUGUUGGGAAAGACAGAUUACCAGGAAUUGCAGACCGCCCUAAUCUUAGUUACACGGAAGCUGUUUUACAUGAAAGUAUGCGACUUGCAAGCAUUAAUCCAACUGGACUUUUUCAUCAAGCUUCUUGUGAUUCAGAAGUAUCCGGAUACAGAAUUCCAAAAGGCACAAACAUCGCUAUCAAUUUCUGGGCGCUUCACCAUGAUCCAAGCGCCUGGGAUGACGUUGAUCGAUUUAUUCCAGAAAGAUAUCUAGGUGAAGAUGGAAAACUUGGACCUAAGCCAAAAAACUGGCUGCCAUUUUCGGCGGGAACAAGGGCGUGCCUUGGAGAGUUUGUAGCAAAACCCAAAGUACAUUUAAUCUUUGCAAGUUUAAUGCAACGCUACAAAUGGAAAAUGGAGUCUGGAAUAUGUCCAGACAUCACUCCUGUUGGCACAUUUAUGCUGUUAACUUGUAAGCCACAAAAGGUCAUUGUUGAGAAGAGAGUUUAACAUUUUUAAGAUAUGCGAAUUAAGAAUCAAAUUAAUUUGAAAAGAAAAACAUUAGUGACAUGCAAUUGUACAUAACACAUGUUUGUAUUUCAUGAAAUCCUAUUAAAGUACGAGGCUCGUGGUGUUUUAUAAACAUUUCGUUGGAUAUAUUCAGGUAAUAUAAUUUCUUGGUUAAAAAAUGGAACGUUUCUACAUUAACUCUUUUAAAGUUUUGAAAUGUGGCGUGAUUAUUAUGAGCACCAUAUGUGAGAGAAACCUCUAUAGAACAGUAUGCAUUAUUAAACACUUUCCUAAUAAAUGCUGCUUGUUGUUACUGUU